Molecule: messenger RNA, 1421 nt
Organism: Humulus lupulus (European hop)
Lineage: Eukaryota; Viridiplantae; Streptophyta; Magnoliopsida; Rosales; Cannabaceae
Exons: 4
Coding region: 124-1131 (335 amino acids)
Biological process (GO): mitochondrial proton-transporting ATP synthase complex assembly
Cellular component (GO): mitochondrion
Source: RefSeq, a predicted model, not a curated record
UUUGCUUCAACUUUCAAGAUCAAGAGGGUUAAGCUUCGAAUAACUGACUCGAAGUCGAAGCCCUAGCAAAAUCUGUGAGCGAAACUCCAUAUAGCCAAACCGAACUUCGUUCAAUCAAGACCAAUGGCCAAUCCACUUAUAAACAGAACCUUAAAUUCAAUCAGACACCCUAAUAUCAUCAAAUCGUUCUCAUCAUUUGUUCGGAACUUUAACUCCGUCGCCGCCGUUGAGCAACCCCAAUCGGAUGACCCAUCUUUCACCUUCUCAUCUGACGAUCACGAACACCGAAAUGACAGUAUCACCAGCACCGACGAAGGCAUAUUCCUUAAGGCACCACGCUCGAAUUCGAGGAGGGACUCCGGAUCCUCGGUCACUAUGCCAAUGUCGUUCAUGACCGGGUCUAUUGUGGGAAAGAGGUUUUACAAGCAGGUGACCACGAGGGAGGCUGAUGACGGGAAUGGUUGGACUGUAAUGCUUGACUAUAGGACUCUGAAGACACCUUCGAAGAGGCCGCUCAAGCUUCCUAGUUUGUCUCUUGCUAAGGCCAUAGCUGCCGAGUGGGAAUACCAGCUGACAGAUGGGAUCAGACCAUUUACGAUGCCUCUCAUGAAGUUUGCUUGUACUGCUCUGGAAAGAGUUCCUCUUACAAGGUCAAAGAUUAUAGAGCAUUUGAUGAAAAAAUUUAGUCAAGAUUUAGUCUUUUGUCGUGCUCCGGAGGAUGAUAAUCUGACAAAAUAUGUUCAUGAUAAGCAAGUGGAGAAAAUUGAUCCUUUACUUGAUUGGGUGGCAUCGGAGUUUGGUUUUAAGCCUGUUGUAUACUCCAGCUUCUUCGGUGGAAAGCAGGAUGAUGGUCUUCUAAAGGCCGUAGAAAAUGUAUUAAAGAAUACAGAUGACUGUGAAUUGGCAUCAAUUGAUGCUCUUGCUUCAGCAGCACACUCUCUAGUAAUUGCCCUUGGGAUUUUUCGUGGGAAAUUGGAGAUUGAGGAAGCAAUUGAACUGAUCAGACUUGAAGAAGACUUACAGGUGGACAAGUGGGGUCUUGUUGAAGGUGGUCAUGAUGUUGACCUUGCUGAUCUUAAGGUGCAGAUAUCCUCAGCUGCUGUAUUCCUUGCUCUUUCAAGGAGGGUAUAAUCUCUGUAUAUUUUUCAUUUUUUUCCCUUCUUGGUAGCCUGAGUUAAUUUUUCAUUAAAUUAUCAUCACAAGAACUGUUGGCCUUGAGAAAAGUUUCCCAAUAUAUAUUUUGUUGUAGAUCACUAAAACGCAUUUGCUUACAUGCUCGAAGAUUUUGUGGAAUUUUCCUGUUAUAGAUGAGAUGAUGUCCAUCAACUGAUCCAAUAAUCAUUCUAAGAUCGACUUGAUUGAAACCUAUCAUUUGAUCUGAUAUUUGAAUUUUGAGAGUGGCUAUUAGCCUAUUAUUAUUA